This is a messenger RNA of Corylus avellana, 812 nucleotides long. NCBI's taxonomy places the organism in Eukaryota, Viridiplantae, Streptophyta, Magnoliopsida, Fagales, Betulaceae. The record is from RefSeq and is a predicted model, not a curated record.
ACUAGGUUGAAUACGACAUUGGAUGAAGUUAUUGUGUUCCCCAUUCCUGCAGCACUUUACCUAGUCAAAAACUUGCUUCAGUAUUACAUCUUUGCAUAUGUUGAUGCGCCGGGUUAUCAGAUAUUGAAGAACCUGAAUAUUAUCAGUACCGGUGUUUUGUACAGAAUUAUACUUAAGAAGAAGUUGAGCGAGAUUCAAUGGGCAGCUUUCAUUCUACUUUGUGCUGGGUGCACCACAGCUCAGCUAAAAUCGAAUUCGGAUCAUGUUCUUCAAACUCCUUUUCAAGGUUGGGUGAUGGCCAUUGUCAUGGCACUCUUGAGUGGUUUUGCAGGAGUAUAUACCGAGGCCAUAAUUAAAAAGCGUCCUAUGAGGAACAUUAAUGUGCAGAACUUCUGGUUGUAUGUCUUUGGGAUGAUCUUCAAUGCCGGUGCUAUACUGGUCCAAGAUUUUGAUGCAGUGAUGAAUAAGGGAUUCUUCCAUGGAUACUCGUUUAUUACAGUUCUCAUGAUUGUCAACCAUGCACUCAGUGGCAUUGCUGUAUCAAUGGUAAUGAAGUAUGCUGACAAUAUUGUGAAGGUCUACUCUACUUCAGUGGCAAUGCUUCUCACAGCUGUUGUUUCUGUCUUUUUGUUUGGCUUUAAUCUUUCCCUUGCCUUCUUCCUUGGCUCAACUGUGGUGUCUGUUGCAGUAUAUCUACAUUCUGCUGGGAAGCUGCAAAGGUAGCCUCGUGCCCUCUCUACCCAAAUUUAAUAUCCGUGUAAAGGCUCAUGUGCUAUGAUUCUUGUUCUUCUCUAUAAUGUUGCUUUUGAAUA